AUGGAGAACUACGAGUCGCCGUCCGAAGUUUUAAAAAAAAAGGACAAAAUCGAGUCAGCAGACAAGGGAAAGGAGAAAAAAGACAAACUCAAAUUUAUCGACAUAUUUAACGACAGCAAUGACGCAGAGCAGAGUGAUAACAAAGUUGAAAACUUUUUAAAAAAAAAAAAAAUAAUUGAAAGUAAAAGGAAGGCAAAGAAUAAAAGCGGCGUGUAUCUUUUGGAAGGCGCCCCAAAUGUGUACGCCACAGAUUUGGUGACCUCCAGUGUGGCCAACUCAGGAAACCCAGACGGGGAGAACAACAUCCCUGAGGCGAACACCAUCCAACGAAGCAGAAGUCUGCUGAAUAAUUUAAAUAUAUUUUCCAACGAGGGAGAGCACAACCAUGCCUAUCUGGUUAACGAGAUUUACCGGCUGAAGGCCGAAGUGGAAGAAGAGAAACAAAAAGGGUGCCGGACAAAUGAGGAGGCAAAACUGCUGAAGGAAAAAAACGACGUGCUCAGUAAGAGCAUCAGCGAUAUGAAGAACGAAAUGGAAAAACUCCAAAAUAUUUACGACGAGGAAAUUGUAAAAAUAAAGGAGUCAUACGAGAGGCGCCUUCUAGUUUUUCAGGCCGAACUGGAGGAAAAGGAAAAUUACUUUAAGAAGCAAAAAGAGGCCCACAGGGAGGAAUUCGAGUCACAACUGGAGGAGUACAAGAGUCUGUACCAAAAUGAGAAAAAGAAAAGUCAAGACAGGGAGAGACUAAUCGAGGAGGCUGCCGCCGAACGGGAGAGACUCACAAAAGAAGCUGCCUCCGAACGGGAGAAACUUUCCAAAGAGGGCGCCGCCCAAAUAGAAGAGCUCCAAAACCGUGUAGCCCAAAUGACCGAACGGGAAAAAGACCUAUCACAAUGCCUGAAUGAAGAAAAGGAAAAAAAUGAAAAAAUCAAAACGGAAGCAGAAAAAUACAAACAGCAAGUUCUCAGCCUGAACGAAAUAAUUAACAAAAAAAAUGAAAACAUAAAAAAUAUGGUAAAUGAUAUUCUUCUGGUGAAAAAUGUAUAUGACGAGCUAGCCAAAGAGAAGGAACUGAACGAAUUAGGAAAAAAAAAACUAGCCAAAAAAAUUGAAACGUAUGAAAAGGAUUUUCAUUAUUUAAAAAAAAACAUGGAAGGAUAUAGACUAAACAAUGAUAAACUGAGGAAAGGCAACCAGGAACUGAAUGAACAAGUGAGGAAAAUGGAAUGCCAGAUUCGUAGUCUUCAGAAUGAGAAUGAAUUUUUAAAAAAGGAAAAUCUUCUUUUUAACAAAAAAUUUUUGAAUGUAAAAAAGGGGAAAAAGAUAGGACAGUUGGACUACUUCUCCGAAUCGACGGAUAUCAAGGAUGAGGUGCCUAGUGCGGACAGUAGUCUGGAGGGAAACAACACGUUAGGAUCUCACACAGACGAGGUGCAGGAGAAGGAAGUGAUGCUAAUGGGACAAACGAACGAGAUAGCCAAAGUGAAAGAUGCAAGUGGAGGAAACAGCACUGACGGGGACAAGUGCACCAAGCGGAAGAAGAAAAAAAAGAAAAAAAAUAUUAUAAAGAAGAAAAAAAAAAAUUUUGCAAAAGUUGUAAAAAGGGAAGAGAAAGGGGCAGGUAGCCAUGAUAGAAGCGAUGUUGGCAUGGAUGGUGACAGUGAUGAUUGCGGGGAAGGCUCCUCCUCCACCGGGGAGGACCGCCCCGCAGAACCAACGUCCGCACUGAGCGUGCUAACAACCCGUCGAGGAAAACGAAAAGACGCCGCCGAGCAGAAAAGGGGAAGCAUCUGUGGAGACCCCCGAGAAGAAAACGAAUCAGACGAAACGGGCGCAACGAGCGAAUCAGACAGAGCAGACAAAUCGGACAAAUCAGACGAAGGAGGUGAAGGCCACCUCAGCACGCUAAGCCGAACAGGCAGCAAACCCAACUGUGCAUGCCAGUCAAAAAAGGAAGUGCAACUGCCCCAUGUGGGGCGUAGCGUAGGCAAUUUAGUAAGCGCAAAAAAAGUGAAUAGAAAUACCAUCGGACAAAAUUACGAAGAGGUUGGAAAUGCAGAACGAUUCGAUCUGAUCUCUAAAUUUUUGGAGAACGGUACAAAAGAUGAAAAGAAAAAAAAAAAAAAAGAAGGAAAAAAAGAAAAAGAAAGAGAAAAAAGAAAGUGCGAUUAUAGUAAGACAAAUUUUAGUGCCACCAGUUUGGGAAGCUCCAACAUGUUCAAAAAAGAGCUAAGCAGCAACAGAUAUCUGUUCGACUUAAAUCUUUACAGCUUAAAAAGGUAUAAUAUUUUCAGCCUCAGUAAUGGGGUAUUCCCCCAAGGGGGUGAUAACGACUUGACCAACCUGGUGAGCAAGAAGAAGAGCUGCCCAGCGCGAAUGGGCCAUUUGGACGAAAUGCACAAUUUGGAUGAUGUGCACAAUUUUGACAUGAGCACAAACAACACUUGGCGCAGCCGAACGGAGGGGUUACCUCGUGCGUUGAGGGAUUCCUCCUGCGGCAGAACCAACGACAGGGAAGAGGCAGACUGUUUCGAAGCUGCACCACGCACGAGGAUCCUCCAAGGAGGUGGUGCCAACUGUAUAAAUCACAUAAACGAUGACAUGGAAAAAAACAAUACAAUCAACUACUUCUUAGCUAACAUAAAAAAGGAAAAGAAAAAUUCGAACGAAAUUGUGAUGAAGAGAAGGGAGACUCGUCUGCACAAGCUCCUCAGCAGACGUGACUCCUCUAGCGGAUCCUUUCAAAUGGGGAAAGAUCAUUUGGUGCGGAAGUUCCUGGGGGGUGAAGAACCCAUCGAAUGUGAAAAAAGCAAUCACCAUGGUAGUGCCCUGCACAGCGGCGGCGUCAGUACCGCUGAUGAACUUGACCAACAUAGGCACCACAUCCAGGAAGAUCAGAGGGACAUGCAGUCCUACCUCCUAAGCAAGUGCAAAGGAAAAAACAACAUUUACGGUCUGUUCAUCAUAAAUGAACGUCUAAAGAGCAUCUACAAAAACAUAGCGAAUAAGAGAAAGUCGAUUAGCAACUUUCCAGUGAGUAUGCCAAAAAUUGAAAGUCAAAAAAAGUUUAGUAGUUCCUUUAAUAUCCUACAAACAGGAAAGUUUCUUCCCGGGGGGGAGGAAAACAUACCCAUGGUGUUUCCCCUUGGUUGUAAAAAAAAUGCACACGAAAUGGUGCCUACUUUUGAGAAUAGGGGAGAGUCCAACGGAUUGCAUUUUGCCACACAAAAUGGUCUCAUCAAGGGGGAAGUUCCAUCGGGCGAUGAAACGAAAAAAAUGAGUUUCACCUCGGAAAGUAGAUUAACAGAAGAGAUGCGUAGUGCAGGGAGUUCCUUUGUAGUGUCUGGAGAAGACCCCCUUAUAAAGGAUGAGGAACAAAUUGGAAAAAAUGUCCUUUUCGAAAAUUCAAAAAAUAUGAACAGGUUAGGCAAAAAAGGGGAACCCAGUUACACACACGAGGAAAAUGAUGAGGAGAGUAUCUUUUUAAAGAAAAAAAAUUACCUCGGAAAUGCCCACUCCAUUUCGGUUAUGUUUGACAAGAAUCAGCCACCAACGGGGGGAUACUUCUCGUCAAAUGAGUCCCAUUCGAGAGUAGUAACAAACGGGGGAGAGGAAGACGCGCGUGUAGGGGUUGGUGAAAAUCCCCGUUCCAUGGGAUGGCAUCCCUUAUACCAGGAGGGCAUGGAAAAAUGCGUUUCGUUUGUAAACGUGGGCAGUAAAGUGCUUCAGGAGGGAGUGGAUAAAGUUGGAAGAGGACCGCAAGGUGAAGGUCUUCCCCUUCGGGAACGUCUGACCCAUCACGCGAACGGGUCAGAAGACAACGAAUUUGCGAACCACCUCAAAGGGAAGGAAGGCCCACCAAAAGGCAACCCUCGCAAAACAAACAAAAACGAAGAAGCAGUCAGCAACUUGGACUUAAAUGAUGUAUUUAAUUCAAAUUUUAACAACUUUUUAUUGUCCUAUAAGAGCAAAAAAAGGGAGUUUGCCACAUCUCCCAAUUCUGCGUCACCAUCCAGAAAUCGAAUUUUUGAAAUUUUAAAAAAAAAAAACUCCCCAUAUGAUCACUCGGAUGAGCAAAAUUGUACAGACGCCACGAGGGAAGACUCCUACUUCGAAAAUUAUUUAAACGGUUUGAAGCAGCAGAGGGGUAGGACUCAAGUCGGGGAAGAUUCAAGCGGUGUGUACAUUCGCCGUUCUGAUAGACAGGACGAGCAGAACGGAUCCACGGAUAAACAUACUCAGAGGGGAAGCAACAAAUGGGACUGCUUGACUGAAACAGAAAAGUUCAUCAAACAGGAUUCUCCACAAAAUAGUAAUAUGGUGGAUGAUCCAAAUGUACUUAUGCAAAAUAAUGCCAACUCGGGGAUCCUUUUCGGGGGUGGAAGUGACUAUCGUGGGGACUCCAACAGAGGCAACAUUAGGAAGGAGAGUGAGCGCUUCCUAUUCAGCAGUAACUCCGUAAUGAACGCUGGGUCGAACUCCAUCGGGGGGAUGACUUAUGAAAAUGUUGUGAGGAGCAACAUGGAAAAUGCACACUUUAUCAAUUUGGUUAAAAAUAAAAGGCAAAAGGAUAUCCUACUGGGAGGGGAACAAAGCAACUCUUCACUUCGCUUGACCAGUCAAGAAUGUAAUACUUCAAAUAGGAGCAACGAACUGAACUGGAAGAAAUCACCACGAGUUUGA
Molecule: messenger RNA, 4683 nt
Organism: Plasmodium coatneyi
Lineage: Eukaryota; Apicomplexa; Aconoidasida; Haemosporida; Plasmodiidae
Exons: 1
Coding region: 1-4683 (1560 amino acids)
Source: RefSeq, a predicted model, not a curated record